Messenger RNA from Parastagonospora nodorum SN15, 948 nucleotides. RefSeq lists its product as hypothetical. NCBI's taxonomy places the organism in Eukaryota, Fungi, Ascomycota, Dothideomycetes, Pleosporales, Phaeosphaeriaceae. The record is from RefSeq and is a predicted model, not a curated record. The transcript has a single exon. Bases 1 to 948 code for a protein of 315 amino acids.
AUGGCUUCAAAUCGUCAACAAGAACCUACUCCCCCCGCCCCAGCCUAUUUCCCCACCCACGCCUCCUCUCCCCUACACCCUCCCACCGUCCUCUACACCAAGCUUAGAAACCUCAACCCGACCAACUUGAUCAAGAAACAAGACUUCCUCAUCCCCCCGCGCAGCGGAAAAGCCUGGAAAGUCUCCGCCGGCCAGAUCUGGCGCCUCUCCACCCCCUCGGGCCCCCAAGUCGGCGACCUAAACAUCUGGGCGCAACACGAUCCCCGCGAAAGAUUCUGGGCCGCGCGCACGAGACAGUUGCAAGGGAGUCAUGUGCGCGAAGGCGACCGCCUGUGGAGUAAUCUCCCAUUCAUGCGGCCUUUGUGCGGGAUGCUUAAGGAUGGGUGUUUACUUUCCGACGCGCCAGACACUCGCGCGGCGGCGAGCGAUGAGCGCGGGCAGCUGACGAGAUGGGGCGGACGCACGCAUGACUUACUCGGGACGCGGUGCGAUCCGUAUGUUUCUCAUAUGCUCACUGGCGCGGAGUAUGAUUUCCACUGCCAUUCGAAUCUCGUGCGGGCGGUGCUGCCCUACGGCUUGACCGAGUUUGACGUGCAUGAUGUGCUCAAUGUGUUUCAGACUACCGGGUUGGAUGGUCAGGGCAGGUAUUUCAUGGAGGCUAGUCCGGCGACGAAGGAGAGUUAUGUGGAGUGGUUCGCCGAGACGGAUUUGUUGUGUGCGUUGAGUACGUGUCCGGGCGGCGAUUUGUCGAGGUGGGGGUGGACGCAGGCGGAGGAGGAGGAGGCGGGUGGGGAGGAGGGGAUGAAGGGUACGUGUAGGCCGAUUCGGGUGGAGGUUUGGGAGAUCGGGGAGGAGGUUAGGGGGGAGGUAUUAGGUGGGUGGAGGGAGAGUGAAAGGAGUAGGUAUAGGGGGAUGCAUGGGAUGGGGGUGCCCAAGGGGGAGAAGUAG